GCUCGGCGGCGGCCGGGCUUCCAGGCGGACGCGCCACUAUGGGGUCGUCAAAGAAGCACCGCGGAGAGAAGGAGGCGACCGGGACCACGGCGGCAGCCGGUACCGGGGGCGCCACCGAGCAGCCACCUCGGCAUCGGGAGCACAAAAAGCACAAGCACCGGAGUGGCGGCGGCGGCGGCGGAGGCAGCGGCGGCGAACGAAGGAAGCGGAGCAGGGAGCGCGGGGGCGAGCGUGGGAGCGGGAGGCGCGGGGCCGAAGCCGAGGCGCGCGGCGGGGCGCACGGACGGGAACGAAGCCAAGCGGAGCCCUCCGAGCGGCGCGUGAAGCGGGAGAAGCGCGAUGACGGCUACGAGGCCGCUGCCAGCACUAAAACCAGCUCAGGAGAUGCCUCGUCACUUAGCAUUGAGGAGACCAAUAAACUCCGGGCGAAGUUGGGGCUGAAACCCUUGGAGGUCAAUGCUGUCAAAAAAGAGGCGGGCACCAAGGAGGAGCCUGUGGCAGCAGAUGUCAUCAACCCCAUGGCCUUGCGACAGCGAGAGGAGCUACGGGAGAAGCUGGCUGCUGCCAAGGAAAAGCGUUUGCUAAACCAGAAGUUGGGGAAGAUAAAGACACUAGGGGAGGAUGACCCCUGGCUGGAUGACACUGCCGCCUGGAUUGAGAGGAGCCGGCAGCUGCAGAAGGAGAAGGACCUGGCAGAGAAGAGGGCCAAGCUGUUAGAAGAGAUGGACCAAGAGUUUGGUGUCAGCACUCUGGUGGAGGAGGAGUUUGAGCAGAGGCGGCAGGACCUGUACAGCGCCCGGGACCUGCAGGGCCUUACUGUGGAGCAUGCCAUUGAUGCCUUCCGAGAAGGGGAGACUGUGGUCCUCACCCUUAAGGACAAAGGUGUGCUACAAGAGGGGGAGGAUGUGCUGGUGAAUGUGAACAUGGUAGACAAGGAGCGGGCAGAGAAGAACGUGGAACUGCGGAAGAAGAAGCCUGACUACCUGCCCUAUGCUGAGGAUGAGACUGUGGAUGACUUGGCACAGCAAAAACCUCGUUCUAUCCUGGCCAAGUAUGAUGAAGAGCUGGAGGGUGAGCGGCCACACUCCUUCCGUUUGGAGCAGGGUGGCAUGGCUGAUGGUCUACGGGAGCGGGAGCUGGAGGAGAUCCGGGCCAAACUAAGGCUACAGGCUCAGUCCCUGAGCUCUGUAGGUCCGCGUCUUGCCUCUGAGUACCUCACACCUGAGGAAAUGGUGACCUUCAAGAAGACCAAGCGAAGGGUAAAGAAAAUCCGCAAGAAGGAGAAGGAGGUGGUAAUGAGAGCAGAUGACUUGCUGCCUCUUGGGGACCAGACUCAAGAUGGAGACUUUGGUUCUAGGCUGCGGGGCCGGGGUCGGCGCCGAGUUCCUGAGGUGGAGGAGGAAGCCCCUGAGGAAGAGGAGAAGGAACCUGUUUCCCAGCCUCUACCAUCAGAUGAUACCAGGGUAGAAAACAUGGAGAUCAGUGAUGAAGAGGAUGGGGGAGCCCUGCCUUCUGGGACCCCAGAGGUGCUGGAGGAAGAUGAGGCAGAGACGGAGCUGCAGAAACAGCUAGAGAAGGGUCGCCGGCUGCGGCAGCUUCAGCAGCUGCGAGACAGUGGCGAGAAGGUGGUGGAGAUCGUGAAGAAGCUGGAAUCUCGACAUCGUGGCUGGGAGGAGGAGGAGGAUCCCGAGCGGAAGGGAACCAUCGUGUUCAAUGCCACUUCAGAAUUCUGCCGCACCCUGGGGGAAAUCCCCACCUAUGGGCUAGCUGGCAACAGGGAGGAGCAGGAAGAGCUUAUGGACUUUGAACGGGAUGAAGAGCGUUCAGCCAAUGGUGGAUCUGAAUCUGACGGGGAAGAGAACAUCGGCUGGAGCACAGUCAACCUUGAUGAGGAGAAGCAGCACCAGGAUUUCUCUGCCUCCUCCACCACCAUCCUGGAUGAGGAGCCCAUCGUGAACAGAGGGCUGGCUGCUGCCCUGCUCCUGUGUCAGAACAAAGGGUUGCUGGAAACCACAGUACAGAAGGUGGCCCGAGUAAAGGCCCCCAACAAGUCACUGCCCUCAGCCGUGUACUGCAUUGAAGACAAGAUGGCCAUUGAUGACAAGUACAGUAGACGGGAAGAGUACAGGGGCUUUACCCAGGACUUCAAGGAAAAAGAUGGCUAUAAACCUGAUGUUAAGAUUGAGUAUGUGGAUGAGACUGGCCGGAAACUCACCCCUAAGGAGGCCUUCCGACAGCUGUCCCACCGCUUCCAUGGGAAGGGCUCAGGGAAGAUGAAGACAGAGCGGCGGAUGAAGAAGCUGGAUGAAGAGGCGCUCCUGAAGAAGAUGAGCUCCAGUGACACACCCCUGGGCACUGUGGCAUUGCUCCAAGAGAAGCAAAAGGCCCAGAAGACGCCGUACAUUGUGCUCAGCGGCAGUGGCAAGAGCAUGAAUGCGAACACCAUCACCAAGUGAAGCUGCUUCCCUUCCGACCCUUUCCCCAGCUGUAAUGUUAAAUAAAGUUCCCUCCUUAUUUUUUC
Messenger RNA from Jaculus jaculus (lesser Egyptian jerboa), 2521 nucleotides. It is a transcript of the gene Sart1, whose product is annotated as spliceosome associated factor 1, recruiter of U4/U6.U5 tri-snRNP. The transcript is spliced from 20 exons. Gene Ontology annotation, biological process: maturation of 5S rRNA; mRNA cis splicing, via spliceosome. Lineage: Eukaryota; Metazoa; Chordata; Mammalia; Rodentia; Dipodidae. Gene Ontology annotation, cellular component: U4/U6 x U5 tri-snRNP complex. The coding region runs from base 39 to 2456 and encodes 805 amino acids. The record is from RefSeq and is a predicted model, not a curated record.